AUGACGAACACCACAGAUCUUGUAAACAUCCCUGCUCCAACGGUGCCUGGGAAUAAUCUUUCUGGGCAAGUUUUUGUCCCUUUUCUGAAGGACACAGACGGGCAGAGCAAAGUUGCUGUAGUGACAUAUCCCUCUGCGGAACAAUUUAUGGAUAACAAUCCAGACCCCACUGCGAUCCAGACUCCCGUCAUUCGUGUUGAAACUGCUGGAUUUGACCUUAAUGACUUAAAGUGCAAUCCACUUCAAAUCAUUUUUGAUGUGAACAUUAGUAACAAAACACUGGUUGACAAAAACAUAAAAAUUGAUCCUCAGCAGUGGGAAAUCCUGUCCAGUAUCACUUAUAUAGGUUGUACUUUUUCGUCAUUUUUCUCAGCAGUCACCAUCUUCCUCUACUUCUUCAUUAAGCGCUCGUUAAGAGACAUUUCCCUCCGCAUCCAUGUGUCUUUGAGCGCAGCCCUUUUCCUCCUUAACACCAGCUUCAUGUUCAGCGAAUGGGCAGCUACGUUGCCUGAAAACAGUGUGUGCGUCUUAACAGCAGUGAUAAUACAGUACAGCCUGCUGUCCUGUUUCUCCUGGAUGGCCAUUGAAGCCCUACACUUGUACUGUCUUCUAAUCAAAGUGUUUAACACCCACAUCAAGCGCUACAUGAUCAAGCUGUCCCUGUUUGGAUGGGGAAUGCCUGCUGUCCUUGUUGGAGGAAGUCUGUGUGGGUUUGGCAUUAAGCCUUUAUAUGGUAAAGUGAACACAACAUUAUCAAACACAAAUGGAACAUCAGAAUCAAAUUUCUGCUGGAUUACUGACACACACUUCCUGUAUGGCAUGAACAUCACCUACUUCUCCUUAACCUUCCUGUUCAACACAUUCGUUCUGGCGAUAGUAACACAUCAAAUCUUUAAGCUGCAAUGCUUGAACAUAGGAGGCAGUAAGCUUCCAUCUCGCAAGAACAUUUGCACAGUCCUGGGCCUGACCAUCCUGCUGGGAAUGGCAUGGGGUUUUGCUUUCUUUACCUCGGGAUACACGAACUACCCCGUUCUUUAUCUCUUCUGUAUCUUCAACAGUUUUCAAGGUUUUUUUCUUUUCUUCUGGGUCUGCUGUACAGUGAAAAAGAACAGGGGUACCAAGGGACAGUUCAAGAUUCUGUCUGAGCCGACCAGUAAUUCACUCAACCUCUACAGCUCCUUUUCCCACUGAACAGAUAUUAUAAUUAAGCUGUGAUAUAGUUACAAAUCAAAUCAUGUUCUUAUAGAUAUUAAUACAUGAACUGCAACACAUUAUCCAAGUUAUUUAAAAUCUACUUUAUCAAAUUUUUCAUAGUGACCACUGAGUUCUUUAUUAAUGAUAUCACAAAAGUAAACUAUGUACAUUGUUUUAAAGGAAAUAUAGAGUUUGUUAUAUGUAUAUCUAACUGCCAAGUACAUGUUAGACUGAGUGAUUAAGAUUUUUUUUUUUUUU
Molecule: messenger RNA, 1452 nt
Organism: Clarias gariepinus (North African catfish)
Lineage: Eukaryota; Metazoa; Chordata; Actinopteri; Siluriformes; Clariidae
Product: adhesion G-protein coupled receptor G2-like
Exons: 8
Coding region: 1-1191 (396 amino acids)
Biological process (GO): adenylate cyclase-activating G protein-coupled receptor signaling pathway; cell surface receptor signaling pathway
Cellular component (GO): membrane
Molecular function (GO): G protein-coupled receptor activity
Source: RefSeq, a predicted model, not a curated record